Messenger RNA from Aureococcus anophagefferens, 1719 nucleotides. It is a transcript of the gene ARS12, whose product is annotated as putative arylsulfatase. The transcript has a single exon. NCBI's taxonomy places the organism in Eukaryota, Pelagophyceae, Pelagomonadales, Pelagomonadaceae. The record is from RefSeq and is a predicted model, not a curated record. The coding region runs from base 1 to 1719 and encodes 572 amino acids.
AUGCUGCCGCGAUUACUAGGCCUGUUGGGCGUGGCGUGCGGGACGACGACGGCGGCGCGCGCGCCGGACGAAGGCACACGCGGUGGACAUGGCGCUGCCCCGCCGCCGCACAUCAUCCACAUCGUCGCCGACGAUUUGGGCUGGAGCUACGUGGACUGGCACCGCGACCCGCGCACCGCCGACCCCCCCGACACCCCGCUCACGCCGCGCUUGGACGCGCUCCGCAGGGCGGGCGUCACGCUGGAGCGCCACUACGCGUUCCAGUACUGCUCGCCCUCGCGGUCCGCGCUGCUGUCCGGCCGCAACCCGAUCAGCGUCAACGUCCAGAACGUCGUGCCCGAGGUGUCGAACCCCGAGGACCCCGUGGGCGGCUGGCAGGGGAUCCCCACGGCGAUGACCGGCCUGGCCGAGGUCCUCCGGCGCCGGGGGUACCGGACCGAGGCCGUCGGCAAGUGGGACGUGGGCAUGGCGACGGCGGCGCACCACCACCCGCGGGCCCGCGGCUUCGACGCCUGGACCGGCUACUGGCACCACGCCAACGACUACUGGACGUUCGCCGAAGAAACCUGCGACGGCGAGGCCGUCCAGGACCUCUGGCACUACAACGCGACGUUCGACGGGCCGGCGACAUGGCUGCGGAACGGCCCGUCCUGCACCCAGGGCAACCAGACGCACACCGCCGCGUCCCCCUGCGUCUACGAGGAGCAGCUGCUCGCCGACCACGCCGUGCGCGCCGUCGAGGAGCACGACGAUACCGCGCCGCUCUUCCUCUACUGGGCGUUGCACCUCGUGCACAUGCCCCUCCAGGUGCCCGACGCGUACCUCGCGCGCUUCGACGGCAUCCCGGACGAGCCCCGCCGCUUCAUGACGGCCAUGGUCCGCUACGCCGACGACGAGGUGGGCCGUCUCGUCGACGCGCUCGAGCGGCGCGGCAUGCUCGCGAACGCCGUCGUGACCUUCCACUCCGACAACGGCGGCGAGAUCAUGGGCGCGGGCGCGUGCGGCGGCAACAACUGGCCGCUGACGGGGGGCAAGUUCUCCAACUUCGAGGGCGGCAUCCGCGUGAACGCCUUCGUGUCCGGCGGCGCCGUCCCGGAAGCCCGGCGGGGCGCCGCUCUGUCGCAGCUGAGCACGCUCUGGGACUGGUACGCGACGUACGCCGGGAUCGCGGGCGCGGACUCCAUCGACGACGCCGCGGCGGCCGCCGCGGGCCUCCCGCCGCUCGACUCCGUCGACCAGUGGCCCUACGUGACGGGCGCGAACGCCACCCCCCCGCGGCGCGAGGUCGUCAUCGGCGACACGACGGCCGUCUACCCGAACGCCGACGGCCGGACGCGCGUGGGCGGCAUCCUCGUCGAGGGCGGCUGGAAGCUGCUCCUCGGGCCGCCCGACAAGCUCUACACCGUCGGGCAGUACGUGCGGACGGGCCCGAAUUGGCCCAACGCGAGCUCGCACCUCGUGCCGCUGCUCCAUCCGAAGACGUGCGGGCGCGAGCCCGCGCGGGGGUGCCUCUUCAACGUGCUCCGGGACCCGACGGAGCGGCGCAACCUCGCGGCGACGAACGCGACCCUGUUCCGGGCGCUGCUCGCGCGCGUGGACGCGCUGCAGCAGUCCAGCGAGGUCUACUCCCCGAUACGGGGCAAAGUCGACCCGCGAGCCUGCGAGGUGGCGACGAACAAGUACGGCGGGUUCUGGGGCCCUUCGCCGAUUGACGGAUAA